Molecule: messenger RNA, 4562 nt
Organism: Bursaphelenchus xylophilus (pine wood nematode)
Lineage: Eukaryota; Metazoa; Nematoda; Chromadorea; Rhabditida; Aphelenchoididae
Source: the annotation of a GenBank genome assembly
AUGUUGCUCAUGGUGCUGAUCGGAAUCCUUUCCAGUAAAAGUGCCGGGAAUAUGGUGAGGAUUGCCCAUCUGCAGCCCAAUGAUCCGACUAUCAUCCACGAACCUCAUGUACUCAAGAUGUGCGCUCAGGAUCUCAAGGAAAGAAAUAUUCUCCCACCGGAAAUCAAUUUCCAGUAAGUUUUCGGGCGAUAAUCUCGGUUUAUGCGUAUCUAUUACUGUCUUGUUCCUAUCACCAAAAAAUGGUCAGUUCGUUCUAAAACCUUACCCCUUUCUUUGUUUCUGUCUAACUGUUGCAUCUUUGAUUCCAACUUCUACAGUAUCCUCAUAGAAACAUAGAUCAUUGUCUCCAGUACCGGAGAUUAUCCCAUAACUCCAUUUCUGUAGGUUCUUUAAAAAAUAUCUCUACAAAACGGAAAAUCGGGCCUUGGGGAUUAAGUUCGUAAAACAGGAAAUCGGUUGAUUGAGAAGGAAACUACAGUAACCCCUUUCAGGGUGUUUACCAUGGAGUCCUGUAAUCGGUAUUCAGGAGUGGAGAACGCCGCAUAUCUCCAUUAUCUGCGGAAUGCCAGCAUUUACUUUGGUCCCGGCUGUAACAACGGUAAGAAAAGAAAGAAUACAGUAAUACGAUGGAAUCAAUAUACAGAAAUGUUGGUUAUUGGAAGACUCGUGUCCCGAUGGAACGUCCCCAUCAUUGCUCAUUUAUCCGGCGACGAUGCACUCUCAGAUCGGUCAGUCUUCGACACUCUCGGAUCUGUGGCCUUGACAUCGGCCACAGAAAUGGCCAGGGCGACUUUAACGUAUCUAAAAUUAUAUGGAUGGAAACAAGUGGGACUGGUUAAGGCCAGCAUCAACUUUGACCGAUUAAGCUUGCAUUCCUUGAAGAAUCUGCUGAAAGACCACGGAAUUGAGAUUAAUAUUGAGAUCGAUCUGGAUCCAUUCAUGACGCCGGACGAAAUCAUCGCUACCGGAAAGCUGAAGCAGUUGAGAAACAAAGCCAGGGGUAAUAUUAGUUAUUAUAAUCGACUUUAUGUUGCUCUCUAGUUAUCAUUGUCGAAAUGGGUAUGGAUUUGCAUACGAGUAGAUCUUUUAUGGUUGCUGCUCAUCGUUCGGGAAUGAAAUCUCCAGAAUACGUCUAUGUGAUUCCUUGGCUGGCUCAUGUAAGUGCAGGUAAACACAAUUAUAUGCAUUCAGUUACACGAUCACUAUCCUUGGGAAGCCAGCAAUGUGGAUAAAAACGAAGUGAGGACGGCCUUUGAAGAUGCCAUUGUCAUCACCGCUCAUGGCUAUGACAAGAAAUUCGUCGAAGAAUUCGAAGUCAGAUUCUCAAAAGUCACCGGGAUCAUCAGCAGUUACGUAAGUAUAAUAUUUAAGGCAGGAUUACGAUCAGUUUUACAGUACGCUACUCUCUCAUAUGCCGCCUUAUACGACGCUUUGUUCCUUUACGGCCUAGCUAUUCGAGAUGCCUAUGAUGAGACUCAGAAUGCGUCUAUUUACAUGAAUGGAGCCUACGUUUGGAGGAAGAUGUGUGGCCGUCAAUUCAUCGGAAGCACUGGCCAAGUCCUCAUGAACAACAAAGCAGUCAGAGUACCGAGUUAUGCGACGUAUUUUGUGAAGAAUGGGACGGUCAGAAUCGUAGUAGAACUUACAGCGAGGUUGAGUGACAAGGCCAAAUGCCAGGCAUCUGAGAGCGAUUGCUCUGAACAUGUUGCUCAUGAAGUAAUGCCCCAUUAUUGGAGUUCAUAUGAUGGCGCGAUGCCUGCUGAUAUGCCCAAAUGUGGAUUCGACGGAAGCCUGUGUGAUUACACAAUUGUGUUCGUAAUCUGCGGGUUCUUGGGAUUCUUGGCCAUCGCGAUCCCACUGGGUUAUUUCAUUUACAAGAAAGAAAAGGAGAGAUUACUGUAUGAUAUGACAUGGAGAAUUCCCAGAGAACAAGUCAGAUUACUCGAAGGAAAUGCUGGAGGCGUAAGUUAGUUGCUUAUGAGUCGAAUUAGUAACUUUACAGCGAUCUGAAUCAUCGAUUGGCAAAUCAACUUUGGGAUCAUCGGCUGGCGGGAGUAUUGGAUCGAGGAUUAACAGCCGACUCAGCGCCAAACAGGCUAUUGCAAACGGAGUGAGAUGUGCCUACAAGAGAUAUCAACAGACAAGGAACAUCAGUUUCCCCAAAAACGAUCUAUCUAGACUAAAAGAAGUAAGAUAACUUCAGUAUUCAAUAUUGCAAAUUGCAGCUAAAACUAAUUGAAAACGACAACCUCAACAAAUUCUAUGGAAUGUGCUUCAACCAGCAGAAUGAAGUGAUUGUCCUUUGGAUUCUGUGUCAACGUGGAAGUUUGGAGGUAACAUUAAUCUCAUGGAUAGUAUGAUUAAUGUGCUUUCAGGACGUCCUAUUCAACGAAGAACUUAAGAUCAGCAGGAAUUUUCAAAUCUCAUUCGCCAAGGAUGUCGUCAAGGUAACCUAACUGGACAUGCUGUUACUUAACGUUUUCAGGGACUUCAUUUCCUCCAUCAAUCAGUGGUCAAAUAUCAUGGAAUGCUAUGUCUUCAAAAUUGUUUGGUCGAUUCGAAUUGGACGGUGAAAUUGACCAACUUUGUAACGGAGGAAGUAAUCGGAGAUAAGUUGAGGCACAAUGAACUCAAAUUGAUGGUCAUGAAAGUGAAGAAACCGAAGAAAAAAGGAGGAAAAGACAAGACAAACGGAAAGGAUAAAGAGAAAGAAUCGGAUUCUGGAUCUUCUUCCGAAGAAGACACGGAAUCCAAGGCAUUGCAUCAGAAGGCAAUGAGCAAAAAGUAUAUCCAACAAGCUCCAGAGAUCAUUCGCGAGAUAAUAACCACCAAGUUCAUUCCUCCAGGAAGUCAGGCUGCUGAUAUGUAUAGCUUGGGGAUGGUCAUGUAUCAAAUUUUGUUCAAACUGGAACCAUUCCAUGAGAGGAAUCAAGGACCAUCAAGUAAGAAAAGUUUAGCACGGCAUCUUAUUCGUCCAAUUUUAACAAAGUAAAAAAAUUGGCAACGGUCCAUAAUGGACAGAAAUCAUUACCGGCAGAUGCCAAUAUGGGCAGAUUUCUGAAAUGCUUGCAAAUAUCCUCAAUACCCUUGUAUCCCUGUUAAAAAUUAAUUUUUGGAUUUAAAAAAAUGCUCGAUCUGGGUGUUUUCUGUGGUGCUGCACAGGGAACUCAAAAUCACUUAUAAAAACUUUUAUUUACUUAUAAAAACUUCAAGUUUUUAUAAGAUACCGUAAUUCGAAAUAAAACUGCAGGUUGUACGGAUGUAUUCUUAUUUUUUAAGAGAUCAUGGAGAUGAUUGCCAUGGCCAACGACGAUGAUCGUAUAAUCCGGCCAACAUUUCCGAAUCAGCAAAACCUCCCAUCAGAAGAAACUUACAAUCUCCAGUUACUCUCAGCCAUUGAAGCUUGCUGGUUGGAGAUUCCUGAAAUGAGACCAAAUAUAAAAAGAAUGAAAACUAUGGUUAAUAGUAACCUCAAAUCAACAGCCAGUGGAACUCUGGUCGACCAAAUGAUGAAGAUGAUGGAGGAUGUAAGAAAUUAAGUAACUAACUUGUAAUUGAUUUGUAGUACACAACUAACCUGGAGCAGCUUGUAAAAGACAGAACGGCCAUGUUGGAGGAUGCACAACAACAAGCUGAUAGAUUAUUGAAAAAUAUGCUUCCUCCGUAAGAACUUUAUUUUCAGUCCUAAUUUCCUUUCAGUUCAAUUGCCGAGGAUCUCAAAGUGGGUAAACCAGUGAUCCCCCAACUCUACCAAAACGCCACUGUUUUGUUUUCGGAUAUUAGAGGAUUUACGAGGAUUUCAUCGACUUCCACACCUCUCCAGAUCGUCACGUUCCUCAAUGAUAUGUUCUCUGGAUUCGAUGCAAUCAUCGCAAAACAUGAUGCUUACAAAGUUGAGACUGUAAGUUAGACAGGGUUACGUAACUUAUGGCGCAAUUACUUGUUUUAGAUUGGAGAUGCUUAUAUGAUUGUGUCCGGAGUCCCCAAAGAGAAUGGAAAUGCCCAUGUUAUGCACAUUUCUGAGAUUGCACUCAAAAUGAGGACGGUAUAGUAGCCUUCCGUCUUAAAUUAUUUUAUAGUUUGUAUCCAACUUCAAAUUGGCCCACAAACCAGAUGAAUUGAUGAUGGUGAGAAUUGGAUUUCACAGUGGUCCAGCUGCUGCUGGAGUUGUUGGUUUGGCAGCUCCAAGGUAUUGUUUAUUUGGAGAUACGGUGAAUAUGGCCAGCAGAAUGGAAUCGACUGGUUUGGCCAACAAAAUCCAGGUAUUUUUUGAAUCCUGGCAGUUCAAGUGUAAUAUUUUUAAUAUAUUUUUCCUUUUUUUAAGAUCAGCGAAGCUUCCUAUAAUCUGAUCCGCUGCUUCUACCAAUACUUCAUAGUGAACGAGCGCGGGAAGGUAGAAAUAAAAGUAGGUUAUAUGUAUAAUAAAUAUAUACAUGGGAUGAUUAUUGACCUUGUAAUUUAUUACCAUGACCGGAAUGGGAUUUAUAUUCGGAUUGCAGGGAAAGGGAGAGUGCACCACCUACUUCCUCGAGGGCAAAGAGAUGCAUGGCCGCAAGAAGUGA